GGACCUGCAGCUGCCCGCGUAGAACUUUGCGUGGAUCGCGACGUGGGACGACCACGUUCUUCAGAGGUCGCCGACAACACGUACCGCGAUGGCUCCAGCACGCUCAACAACACGGAGGCGUAACGCUGUAGUGCUAGCUAAACUCGUAAAUAUGGAGCUACAUACAAGCUCCCGACGAUCCGCAAAUGCGUGGCCAUAUCUGGCCAGCAGAGAAUCAACCCAGCACGUGCCCAGUCAGGUGGGAAGGAGGCCAUUCGAGGAGACCGUUUGGCCCCCAACGAGCCAACAUCCGCCAAGAAACCAACUGGUCAUUUUAGGCGGCGAUGGCAGCCUGACUGUCCAAAAAUAAGCCUCCCGAACGUCGAAAAACGCACGACAAAAUGCGUCGUUCAGACCCCUGGACUUGCAGCAAUCCGAGCAUCCAUGGCUUCUCGAAGGAACAGGCUGCAGGCGUCGAGGCGACCAACUCCAAUCAAACCACAAGAUCCCCGUAGACCUAACCGCUCGCGAAACAAACCGUCCUACACGUACCUGCCGCUGAACCCCGCACAGCACGAGAUCCGCCUGCUCGAGAUCGCGCCUGGACGGCCGGGAAGCCGUGUCUGCUGCCGCGUGUUCCACGCCUCGCUAAGCUCUGAACCACCGCCCGAGUACGACGCGCUCAGCUACAUGUGGUCGGCGCCGCGGCCGUCAUACACCAUCACCGUGAACGACGGCUGCGCCUUUAGCGUCGGGCGCAACCUGCGCAAGGCGCUCGACGACGUGCGACUGCCCGACGUGGCGCGCGUCGUCUGGUGCGACGCGCUGUGCAUCAACCAGGCCGACGACGACGAGAAGGGGACCCAGAUCCAGCUGAUGCGGCGCAUCUACUCCGACGCGCGCGUCGUGCGCGCCUGGAUCGACGUCAACCUGGGCCCGCUGGCGGGGCCGUUUGAGGAUCUCGCGCAGCUGGGUGAGAGGGGCGGCUGCAUGUCGCUCGCCGACGUCCAUGACCACGAGUAUUGGUUCCCCGUCGCGGAUGUGUUCAGACACCCCUACUGGCGGCGGAUCUGGAUCCAGCAGGAGCUCAUCCUAGCGCGCGAGGUCGCGGUGCACUGCCGCCGCCAGGUUCUCAGUGGCGAGGAGCUCUUCGAGUUUCAGCGACAGGCAUUCGACUCGAUAAACUCGUUCAAGGAUCUGGAACACUCGAAUGCGACGUCGGCGAUCCUGAGAUACAUCAACACCGACACUGGGAACGCAGGCGUUGCACUGUACGGCGGCGGCAUCAAACGGGCGCGACGGCUUAGACAGAAAGCUUCCCAGCGGCUGCGAGGAGCAGAAGGCGGGACCAUGGACUCGGUCGCGGCAAAAAAUGACUUGCCUGUCGGUGCUGUCGGUGCUGUCAACGGAUGGCUGGUCCAGCUCUUCGUGCAGUCGCGAUACCUCGGCGUGACCCACCCACACGACCGACUUUACGGACUAUUCGGCCUGGCCGCCGACUAUGAGGAGGGCGAGAUUGAGGUUGACUACAGCCUGUCCACCAUGCAAGUAUACGCGAGUCUCUUCCAGCAUUUUAUCAGAAAGCACGAUAGCCUGGUCUUCCUGUGCUCGGGGGAGAGGGACGGGGUCGAAAACAGCUUCGUCGGCGUGCGUGUUCCCAGUUGGCUGCCCACGAACGGCAUAAAAUGGACCUAUGCAGCCCGCGGACUCAGUCAGGCAUGCGGCACCUGCACCGCCGAAGGGGCACAUAUAAACCUCCAGACCGGAGCCCUCCAUGCUCAGGGUAUCUUGGUCGAUCGAGUCUCUCUGGUGGAAGACGCAACAAUCCUGCAAGGUCUUCCGAUUCCGAGCGCACUGGCCUGGGUUGAGAAGUUCUGCCAGGAACUGUGGUCCAAUAUCGCUACCGGCCGGCCAUUCUACGAGAGAGAGGAGGUCACCGAUGCAUUGUUCCCGUGGGCCACGAAGGAGUUCUAUCGUCGUUUCUUACAUUCAACAACCGGCAGACCAACCGCGGACCAGCGUCUCAAGAUCACCAAGGCGCUUCAAAGAGCCGCCGAGCUCGCGGACGAUCCCGGCGAUUUCAACCUCCGCAGGAUCAUCUGCGGCGGUUACACACCGUCCACUAUACUGUCGCAAGGGGAACGAUCCCAGGCGCUGCAACUAAACAUGGGCUUGGCAGGCAGGAUGCUCGUCGGGACGGAGAAGGGGAGGAUAGGGUCCAUGCUUUUGCCCAGGCUGGCCGUACCAGGGGACGAGGUCUGGGUCUUGCUUGGCUGUCCCACGCCCGUCGUGCUGCGGAAGAGGGACGGCGUGCAGGGACGUUAUGUCCACGUCGGCUUUGUCAUCAUUCCUCCUCUGAUGAAUGGUGAAGCCGUCGAGGAGCUUGGGAUGCCUCAUUCUGACCAUGCAAUCGUCGAUGUGGCAAUUGACUAGCGAUCCAGAAGCAUAAGUCACGGCAACCAAGGUACCUAAAUAAUUAAGAGAAAGUCUGCUCGGACUGUCAGUGGCAAAAAAGUACAUUGGAAUCUUCGCCAAGCUACUAGCCCAGCCAAAUCCCUGUUUUACCCGCAAAAAAACAAAAGAUUGAUGGCCAACCCGCUCGUCUUCAGAUGGCUGGUACAAUGCAGCUUCAACCGCGCCCGGCGCCCGGACCCCCCUCUCCCCCACCGAACGUAGCCAAAUUUCUACCCUGCAAGGCUGCAAUCGAAGCCAUCGCCAAAUCCAU
Lasiosphaeria miniovina is the source of this 2704-nucleotide messenger RNA. Its product is annotated as heterokaryon incompatibility protein-domain-containing protein. The transcript is spliced from 2 exons. The record is from RefSeq and is a predicted model, not a curated record. Lineage: Eukaryota; Fungi; Ascomycota; Sordariomycetes; Sordariales; Lasiosphaeriaceae. The coding region runs from base 424 to 2412 and encodes 662 amino acids.